This is a messenger RNA of Euleptes europaea (tarantolino), 781 nucleotides long. It is a transcript of the gene CD151, whose product is annotated as CD151 molecule (Raph blood group). The record is from RefSeq and is a predicted model, not a curated record. Gene Ontology annotation, cellular component: membrane. Lineage: Eukaryota; Metazoa; Chordata; Lepidosauria; Squamata; Sphaerodactylidae. The transcript is spliced from 7 exons. Bases 15 to 773 code for a protein of 252 amino acids.
ACUUGGGGGUGACAAUGCGUGAAUACAAUGAAAACAAGGAGACAUGUGGGACCAUCUGUCUCAAAUAUCUGCUCUUCAUCUUCAACUUCUUUUUCUGGCUGGCGGGUGGUGCUGUGAUGGCAGUAGGCAUCUGGACCCUGAUAGAAAAGAGUGACUACAUAAGCCUUCUGCAGUCCAAUACGUACAUGGCAACAGCCUACAUCCUGGUGGUGGCAGGCGUUGUCGUCAUGAUCACUGGCAUCUUAGGCUGCUGUGCCACAUUCAGAGAGCAGCGGAACCUGCUGAGAGUGUAUUUUAUAUUGCUGCUGUGCAUCUUCCUCCUUGAAAUAAUUGCUGGAAUCCUGGCCUAUAUCUAUUACCAGCAGCUGAGUAUGGAGUUGAAACAAAACCUGAAGGACACCAUGACCCAGAAGUACCGAAAGCCGGGAGAAGAAGGCGUUACAAAUGCUGUGGACAAACUGCAGCAGGAGUUUAAGUGUUGUGGCAGCCAUAAUGCUUCGGAUUGGAGUGACAGUGACUGGAUCAAAUCCCCUGAGGCUUCGAUGAGGAAAUUUCCCGACAGUUGCUGCAAGACCCCAACAGACUUGUGUGGCCGAAGAGAUCAUCCUUCAAAUAUCUAUAAAGAGGGUGGCUGCAUCACUAAACUGGAAAAUUUCAUCCAAGAACAUCUGAAAAUUAUUGGAGCAGUAGGAAUUGGCAUUGCUUGUGUACAGAUAUUUGGGAUGAUCUUCACUUGCUGCUUGUACAGGAGCUUGAAAUCAGAACCCUACUAGGAGUCAAA